AAUGUUGUCUUCUUGGUAAGAUGAUUCGUGAUUGCGACAGAGUAGAGUCCAAGGAGAAAAAAGACCCAAGGCUUGCACGUCCCUGUUAUGUAGAGAGUAAACUAUCACGCAUCAGGGGCAACUAAAACGAGUCAGUCGAGCCUCAAGACAGCAAAAUAUAAGUGAAACUUCUCGUACAGACGUAUCAGCACACAUCAGCAACGAGACUUUGGUACUCUGCUGUAGAGUGAAAGAGCGAGAGGUUGCUUUUAAACGGGGUGUGAAUGUAUCUGUGUAUGUGAGUAUGUGAGGGGCUGCUCCUCUCUCCUCUUUACACACACACACACACACACACACACACACACACAUGUGGAAAUAAAGCCCAGAUAUACAGAUACAGAAUAUAAUACAGCAUACACCAGGAGACAGAGCAGAUCAGAGUGAGCGAGAGAAAAUAGAUGAUAAAGAGUGACGAGGGAGCAAGAAGGAGUUAAAGAGUUCAGGGGGCGGUAUUUGUAUCACUGUCUCUCUCCAGUUGGGUUACUUGUCUCUGUUUGACUCACGUGGUGGUCGCUGGGUUCUCUGUUCGACGGGCAACACGGUGGUUUGGCUGAACGAGGGCGCGCGAACGGGCGGGUGUAGUCUCACUGUACUGUGUAAGCGGUGAACGUGCCGUCGAACGGAACGGCAACUCUGUUGAGCAGUACUACACGGGCGUAGGCGAGAUUCCGUCUAUGCCGAGUGGUGGCGCACCACGAAUUCCACACAGCCGAGGUAGCCCGAGUCUGCCCCGAAGUCUGGCUCGACUUGCUGACAUGGCGUCCUAGCGUUCUGGCCAACUUGUACGUCCUCGUUGACUGUAAGGCUUUGUGGACACCAACCCUACUGUACUCUGUGUGGGUUCAUCAACAAGCUUUGGAUAUAACUUAUAACAUGCCAAGAUCACAAGUGGAAAAUACGUGAUACUUUGUGCAGCCGAUGAAGAUUACAGAAGGCAAAUUACUUUGGAGUAACAGCCGCAGCAGCAGCAGCAGCAGAAGACGAGGAAGCAAUAAAGAUAGUUUAAGGCCGUGGUCAGCGCGGAAGAGCGUCAGCAACGCGCAAAUAAGAACUACAUCUGAGAUCUGAUGUUAGCGGACAUUAACGGUAACCUGGCGGAUCUGAGAAGCGAAGCGAUGACGUCGCAGAGGUUUUGUCUGCGAUGGAAUAACCAUCAGAGCAAUCUACUUUCGGUGUUUGAUCAACUGCUGCAUGACGAAGCUUUCGUUGAUGUUACCCUGGCCGUUGAGGGCCAGUUGCUCAGGGCACAUAAAAUGGUGCUGUCAGCAUGCAGUCCAUACUUUCAGGCUCUAUUCACAGGGCAUCCUGAUAAACAUCCAAUAGUUAUUCUGAAGGAUGUUCCUUACGUGGACAUGCGCAGUCUCCUGGACUUUAUGUACCGCGGUGAAGUGAGCGUUGAUCAAGAUCGGCUUACAGCCUUUCUCAGAGUAGCCGAGUCACUAAGGAUAAAGGGUUUAACCGAAGUUAAUGAGGAUAAAUGUGAUUUACCAAGCAUAACGUCUUCAUUACUUGGAAAUCAAAACACAGUACCUCCACCCCCACCAAAUUUACAUAGAAUAAACCAAAUUGGGUCUCAUCAUCAUCAUGUUACACAGAAGAGGUUCCAUCAUAUGUCAAGUCAUCCUCUGUUAGGCUCGGCACUAACUGCGCCAAAGAGAAAACGCGGACGACCACGAAAACUUAGUGGCUCAUCUGACACGCCGAUCGAGGGGCAGGAUAUGCAAUCAUGCUCAACAACGGAUCUUGUCCAAGGCUCUCCCGAGAUGAUGGAAAUGAAAAUGGGGAUCGACUUUCAGAGUGACGCUGGUGGUAACGGCAACGCUAAUAACAAUAAUAACAGUGGUAGCAAUCACUCGGCCUCAUCCGGUACACCGGGUCCUAUUACCGGAAGAAAAGACGAGCCUAUGGAAAAUGGUGAACGGGAUACACCGGAGCCAGUGACGCCUAGGAUUAAACGAGAACCAGAACCAACGCCAAGUACCUCUGCGCAGGACGCGGAGGAGUCGUCGAACGGAAGUCAUGGUGUUGGUGGGGGUGGUGGCGGCGGCGGCGGCGGCGUCGUCGGUGGUAAUAGUAGUGGUAACGGUGGUGGUCAAUCACCAGCACAUAUACGUAUCAACUUUGAGCGAUGCUUUCGUAACGAGUACAGCGCAUCGAGCUUGCAGCAGGGAAAAGCAUCUGCCGGUGGUGGGACCAACAAUGACUGCUUAUCUGGGAGUGGAGCAGCUAAUUUAGAAGAGCCCCCGAAUAAUUCAGACACCGAGUCUGAGCAUAAGGUGUCGAACAAAGAGCACCACUUGAUGAGCAGUGCCAUAUUCAAUCUGGUCAGCGGCGGUGAGUCUGAAAUUAGCCAAAGCGACUUCGAGGGAUCUUUUAAGGUUGAGAGCGAGAGAACAGAAGGAUCUGUUCGGGAUUUCUGCGUUAAAGAGGGCGACGUUUAUCGGUGUACUGUUUGCCAUCGCACUUACACCCACAUAAGCAAUUUUUGUCGCCACUAUGUAACAUCGCACAAGCCCAAUGUUAAGUACUACCCGUGUCCGGUUUGCUUCAAAGAGUUUACGCGUAAGGAUAAUAUGGUGGCUCAUGUUAAGAUUAUUCACAGUUUAAAGCCACACAUGAGCUCAGGCAGCUCCAGUAUGGGCCAACAGCGGUAGGCCAUCGCUCACUUCUUUUUUUUUUUUUUUUUUUUUUACACUAAAGCCAAAUAAGUGAAGUAAAAGUUAUUUUAAAUAAUAUGUAAUGAGUUUUAGGUACGGAGAUUUCGAUUUAAUUUUAACAAAUUAAGGAGAUUAUGCGUAUCGUGUAUUUUAAUACACACAAGCAUCUAGGUUGUUGUUGUUGUUGUUGUUGUUCUUGUUAUUGUUUACGUCAUUAAUCAUCGUCAUCGUGUUAUAUUAUUAUACAUUAUUAUAAGCAUUACCUUAUGCAGCUGCCAAUCAGAAAUAAAUAAUACAAAACACCAACAAUAUACCAACGAAAUCUCCUAGCGGCUAUUGCAGUCAGGCACCACCGCAAAUAAUAAGUAAUACGUCAAAUACAGAUUUAAAAAAAAAUAUAUAUAGAUAUAUAUAUAUAAAUAUAAUAAUAUUUAAAAUAUAGGUAGUUAUUUAGUAAACCCAAUAGUUAGGUAGAGAAUGCGAUCGUGGUUUAUAUAAAAAAAGCGGGGGGAUUGCACGAUUCUUUUAAAGUAAUCAAUCAAAUGGUGGAAAAAAAAAAUUGUUGGUUAUUUCAAAAAAUAUAAUUCGUUAUUGUUAAUUUUUUAAAAAUUUUUAAUAAUCAAAAAAAGUAAUUGAUUCUCUUAUUGAGAUUAUUUAUUAUGCCAAUACUUAUAUUACUAUAAAACUAUAUUUAUCAUUGUACCUUUUUUUAUUGUUCAUUUUUUGACGUAGUGUAAAUUUAUCAAUUAUUAAUUGAUGAGAUUGUUGAUUAGAAAAAAAAUUUUAAAAAUGAAAAAAAAAAAAUGAAAGUAGAAAUUAAACGUUGACGUGACAAUCUCCCUGUAAGCGAGGAUGAUGAUAGAAAAUAGAGUUUAAUAAAUAAUAAAAAAUAUAUAUAAAGAUGUGAUUGUUAUUUUGAUGAUAAAAAAAAAAAAAAAAAAAAAAACAAGCCAACGCGGGCAUUAAUUUACAAAAUAAACGAGCUUUACCGCUUUAAUCUCCCACGCAAUAAAAACAUGGGAGUUGCGGAUAAUAUAUACAAAAGAAUACGUUAUUACUUGCAAAGAAUUUAUAUGAAAAAUUAAAUUAAAUAAAAAAAUGGUUAAAAUAAACGCGACCACAACUUUUUUAAGUUGCGGUCUAGAUAAGUCGAUUGUAAUAAGAAAAAUAAAAAGUAAUGGUUAUUGAGAAAGUUGAAAAUGUAAAUUGGCUAAAAAAAACGUUAUCAAAAAUUUUGAAUAAUUUAAUGAAGAAAGAUUAAAAAUCCAUGUGGCUAGUUUUUACUUUACAAUACCGCGCGAAUGGACUGUUAACAAAAAAUCAAAUGUUGCAUACGAUUAAGUACCUAAGUACAUUAAUUGCACACUAUUGUGCUAUCGAACACGCAUCCCAUUACAUUAAAUAUUAAACACAUAUCCAAACAAAUAAAUAAAACUUGAGAAACAUUACACUAAAACUAACACGUAAAAAAUUGAAAAAUGUCAAAAAAAAAAAAAAAAAAAAACAAUAACAAUAACAGUAACAGUAAUAGUUAUGAGUAAAGAUUAACAUAUUGACAAGUACUCAUAAAAAAUAUAAUAAGGAAACCACGUAGACUGAGUAAAUGCAAUAUAUGUACGAGAGACACAUAUUCGACCGUUCGCCGCAUUGUUGAGCCGUUUUAUCGUCGAGCUGUCGAGUCUGAUUUUAUUAUCACUUGAUUGUUAUAUCGUAGAUUUAUUUAGUCUGAGUGGGACAGGUGGAUAAUAAUAAUAAUAAAAUGUUUUUUUGCGCAAUCAAAAUAUUAAUAAAGUAAAGUAAAAUAUAAAUAUAUAUAUUAAUGAGUAAAUAAAUAAAUAAAGUUAAUAUAAAAUGAUGGAUCAAUUUGAUUAUAUCGAGUAUAAUGAAUAAUAAUAAUAAUAAAUAAUAAAUGCAAACGUAAAAUGUAAUAAAUAACGGGAUAUGCAAUUUUUGAAAGACUGCUGCAGUGGGACGGUUUUUAACGACACCAAAUACAAGAUAGUACUGACAUUGGAUAGACUGAAGGCACCUUUUAUAGUAGUAAAACUUAAUAUUCCGUGUGCCGAGCCGGAGCCUGAAAGCCGAAGCCCAUUAUUAAAGUACAAUAUUUAUUAUUAUUUUUAUUUUAGUAAAUUUAUAAACUAUAAAUUGUAAAGUUCGAUCUCGUUCGCGGUAAAUAGUUGCCAUUAUUAUUCUAAACAUUUUUAUGUAUUUUAAAAUUAAUAAUGUAGCAAGUUUUUUAACUAAACAGAUUACUAUAAAUUUAUAAAAGUAAUUGUAUAUAAAAAACAAUACAAACGAUUAUAAUUAGUCGUGUAGAUAAAAUAUAUUCAAUAGUCCGGAUAAUUAUUGAAAGGACGUUGCCAAAUACAAACAAAAGUAGGUGAUUAAAUUUGAAUUUAUAUUGCGAUAAUAAUCAAGGAUAAUAAAUGCCUUAGAAUGUGCAAUUAUUUUGUUGUGUUUAGUAACUUGAACGUUAAAUUAAACAUUUAAAUUUGUUAAAAAAUUAUACACAUAUAUUGUUAGAGUAAUUUAUUACACAUUUUUGUCUCAAUAUAUAAAUAUAUAGUAUUUAAAUAAUAAAAGUAAAGUAUAUCAAUCAGAAUAAUUAAUUAAUUGAAAAUUGGUAUUGCUAACGAGACUUGUACUGUGAAUUUACAGAAUUAAAAAUAAAAGUGAGAUAAAACAAUCAAAGUUUAUAAAAAAUAAUAACAAUUGUUGACCGCAAUUUGUUUUUUAAAUAGCGGUUACAAGGCUACGGCUAUCGGCGAAGGUUUAAUAGGCUUACAGUUGCAAAAAAACAGCACUAUUGUAGAUUACUAUAUUUUGCACCUUACACUUUAUAUCUCUCACCUCGAAUUCGUGUGAUAAUCGUUGUGACAAAAAAACAGCUUAAUGUUUGUUGAAAAAAAAAAAAAAAAUAAAUAAACAAAAAAAAACAACAAUUAUUAUUAUUUACACAAUAAUAAUAAUUAAUAUCUACUAAACGAUGCGACUAGAGGUGGCGAACAAGUUCAUUUAUAAAAAGUAAAAAGUUUAAUAAAAAAAAAAAAACAUUUUGACUAGUUGGGCAUAGAUUUAAAACGACUAGAGGCUAUACUAUUAUUUUUAUUAUUAAAUAAUGAUGAUGAUGAUGAUGAUAAUAAUAAUAAACAAAAAUGAUUAAUUAUUAUUAUCAAUGACAGUUUAUUAUUAAGUACUGCUAUUAUUAUGUAAUAGUAUAUUGUUAACGAUAUAUUAUAUAUAUUUGUAGAAGGGAGAGGGUCGCGAUUUAUAAUAAUGUUAAAUAACGACCAAAUGCCUAGUUUAUCGAUACUAUUAAUAUUUAAUAAUUAAUAAUGUCAUGCAAUUUAUAAAUUAAUAAUUCAACCCAAUCAGUCGAUCGUGUGAUGAAUAUUCUAUUCUAAACUAUACGGCCAGUAUAACUUUUUUUUCUUCCAAUAUUUAUGAGCAAAAUUACGCAAUGUACAAUUGUUUAAAAAAAAUGAAAAAAAAAAAUUAAAAAAAAAAUAAAAAAAAAAAGAUACAAGACUAUUUAUGAUACAUUUUGAAAUUUUUAUAAUGGACCAAGAGAAAGUGAAUUUAGAAAUAUUAAAAAUGUAAUUGAGAUACAAAGUGUGUUCAAACGCUUGUAGACUAGAAACUGGCUUGUUAUUUAUCAUUAUUCAAUUUUUGUUUUAUGAAUUGACAAUUGCUGAUUCGGUUAUGAUUAUUAUUAUAAAUAAUUAACAAAGUGGGUUAAAAUAAUUAGUCUUAAGGAGGCUACGCGGUCCGUUCUCCCGUAAUAUAUAGCGGCAACUGUUUAUUUUGUUUGUUUUAUUUUGAUUUAUUAAUAUUAUAAAUAAUGACUAAUUGAUUUUAUUAUAUAUAACUUUUUUUUUUUUUUUUUUUUUAUAAUUAAAUACAUUUAAUUAAUUUUUAUUACUUUUAUUUGGUUUUUCGUGUCAUUGGGCGCGCUUAUAUUACUAUUGUAAUAAUAUAUAUUGUUAUAUAUCUAAAUUAAAAAUAUACUAUUAUAAAAUAUCGAUGUGACAGCGGCGGCUAAACAGCUUAUCGUCUUUAUAGACAAAUCACGCGAAACAAGUUUAAACUUGUUAGAAAAAAAUAAUAAUAAACAAAAACAAAAGUUAUGAAUUAUGAAUAAAUAAAUAUAAAGAGCUAAAUAAUUAUAGACAAAGAAUAUUAACUAAAAGCAAAACGGAAAAUAAAACAACAAACAUACAUAUGUACACACAUUUCAUAUGAUAAUCACUGAGAGACUAAGACUAACUCAAUUUUUAGACAGAGAAACGAAAUGAAAUGAUGAAUAGAAUGGAUGAAUCAUUAACAGUUAAUAAUUAAUUCAAUAUUAAUAUGAGGCAUUUUGAAAAAUAUAUAUUACAAUAAUUAGUAUCAGAAUUUAAACGAGUGAUUUUUUUUUUUUUAAUUAACAUACUAAAUUCAGUUUCGGUUUUUGUUUUUUUAUGAUUUAGACUAGAACUGUCCGAUUUAUUAGAGUGUAAGAAAUUGGUAAAAUACAUAUAUUAAAUUUUAAAUAUAUAAAUUUAAAAAAUCAUAUAUAUAUAUUUAGAUAUGACUCUAAAAGCGUCGUGUCGGUGGUGAAAUUUUAA
This is a messenger RNA of Cotesia glomerata, 7306 nucleotides long. RefSeq names its product protein tramtrack, beta isoform-like (gene ttk). Bases 1107 to 2693 code for a protein of 528 amino acids. Gene Ontology annotation, biological process: regulation of transcription by RNA polymerase II. Gene Ontology annotation, molecular function: protein binding. Lineage: Eukaryota; Metazoa; Arthropoda; Insecta; Hymenoptera; Braconidae. The record is from RefSeq and is a predicted model, not a curated record. Gene Ontology annotation, cellular component: nucleus. The transcript has 4 exons.